This is a messenger RNA of Gigantopelta aegis, 1327 nucleotides long. Its product is annotated as histone H2A.V. Lineage: Eukaryota; Metazoa; Mollusca; Gastropoda; Neomphalida; Peltospiridae. The record is from RefSeq and is a predicted model, not a curated record. Gene Ontology annotation, molecular function: protein heterodimerization activity; structural constituent of chromatin; DNA binding. The coding region runs from base 82 to 468 and encodes 128 amino acids. Gene Ontology annotation, cellular component: nucleosome. The transcript has 5 exons.
AGGUCACGUGAUCUUCAAACUGACGCUGUUUUUGGCGGACAAGCGAUAUUGUUGGAUUUCAACCGGAAUAGACUAUCGAAGAUGGCCGGAGGUAAAGCUGGAAAAGAUUCAGGAAAAGCGAAAGCUAAGGCCGUUUCUCGAUCGGCUAGAGCUGGACUACAGUUUCCUGUCGGUCGUAUACAUAGACAUUUGAAAAAUAGGACGACAAGUCACGGACGGGUUGGUGCAACAGCGGCGGUGUACAGUGCAGCAAUUUUGGAGUAUCUGACUGCAGAAGUUCUUGAAUUGGCAGGGAAUGCAAGUAAGGAUCUUAAAGUAAAACGUAUCACACCUCGUCAUCUUCAGCUAGCCAUCAGAGGAGAUGAAGAAUUGGAUUCAUUAAUUAAGGCAACGAUUGCGGGUGGUGGUGUAAUCCCACAUAUUCACAAGUCUCUGAUCGGAAAGAAAGGUUCUCAGAAGACCACAUAGACUGUAUAUAUACAUCAUUGGUAGUUAGUGUAGACAUUAAAGACUCACUUGUUCCAUCAUCAUCGCUGUCAUCGUGUUACUCAGAUCAUCUGUCAUCGACGUCUGUCCGUUCAUGUAGACCAAAUUUUAUUUACAGGUUUUUAAAAAAUAUCUUUGUAUGUCUCAUUAAAAUACAUAAAUUAAUACCAAAACAGUUGGUCGUGUCUUGAAUCAGUGUUAAACUGUUUAUUAAAAAUUUGUUAUGGUGAUAAGGUUUUUGGGACUGAUAAACUGGUAACCAUUUAGUAUAAAUAAAUAGGUUUGUCCUUGAUUGUAAAUACAUUUUGUACGGUUUAACCUGAAAAUUACUCCUCAUACAUUGAUUUCAAUUUACCAUCAGUUGAAUUUUAAAUCCCACUGCCAGUUUCUAGAAAGUGUUAAUAGUUUUAGACAUUUGUUAAAUGUUGAACAGUAUCAAUCUUGUUGAAUUUAAACUUGAGCAAAAGUAAUACAUUCUGUAGCUAUGAACAAAUAAAAAUCAUUUUAUGUAGACCAAUCAAAAACCUUGCAUCCUGUGACCAUUUGGGAUUGCACUAUAUUAGUCGAUAGGUUAUUGGAAAAAAAUGACAUUACAUUUCCAAGUUUCAUGUGCCAUUUUUUAGAAAAAGAAAUGUGUGAAAAGGAUAACCAUUUCAAGUUGAGCUACAGUUUAUUAAAGUAUAUUGUGGCAGCACUGCUAAAUUUUGAAAAAUAUUUGUAUUGUGGGAAGUCUUUAUUUUGGCUUUAAAGUAGUAUGGUUUGUACAGUUGUGUCACCUCUAUUAUAUAUGAAAUGCAAAGUACAAUUGAACUAAAGAAAGUAAAUAAAAGUAUAAAUAUUC